AUGAUGAAAGAGUCACAGUGCAGCGGUAAGGACACGAACGAAAUGCGCGUAUGGCAUGUCCCGAAGGUGCCGCUGCUGGGCGCCGCAUGUCCCAUCGGAGCCGACCCCGUUCCUCGGCACGCUGCUGUCUUCCGCGUUCGAACUGACGUCAUCGGCGCGAAAACAAAGACUCGAAAAGAUGCAGUGAAUGCUAGAUUCAACUGGAAUAUUCCUAUUCCACAGAUCGAUCGCUCAAAUUUGAAUGACUUGAAACCUAUGUCCUUCUUCAGCGUCCACAACUAUCAAUAUGACUAUAGAAAUAGAAAAUGGCUUGUAGCUGAUCGUUGGCUAUCAAAAACAGUUGAAAGGAAGGAUACAGACCGAUAG
Messenger RNA from Cylicocyclus nassatus, 366 nucleotides. The record is from the annotation of a GenBank genome assembly. NCBI's taxonomy places the organism in Eukaryota, Metazoa, Nematoda, Chromadorea, Rhabditida, Strongylidae.